AUGACGCGCUUGCAAAUGAUUAGUAUGAAUUUCCACGUUUUUCAUGAGGCGUCGGGCGUGUCUCGCUUCUCAAGGCACAAAAUAUCUCAGCCCCGCGCGUUGUUUGCUAAGAUUGCGAUCACCUUUGUCGCCGCCCAGCGAGCAGGCACGAAUUCCAUCAACAGAAUGCCCAGCGACGCAAGUGACGAUCCGAUGCAUCUUUUCUUCUCUCAUGAGCAGGAUGUGGACCUAUUCAAGGUACUAGGUCUGGAUCGAGACGACAAUCCUAGCCCCGAGCAUAUUCGUAAGGCAUACCGCAGACUAGCCCUUAUGUACCACCCAGAUAAGGCGGCCUUGCACGGCAACAAUGCCGAGAAAGUUGCACUCCGUUUUCAGCAGAUUGGAUUCGCGUAUACUGUCUUGUCUGACAGCAAGCGCCGUAAGCGGUAUGAAAGAACAGGCUCUACGAGCGAUUCAGUUUGGGACAGUGACGAGCCAGUCGACUGGAACGAGUAUUUCAAGUCUCUGUGGACGGGCGAAGUGAAUGCCAAGUCUCUCUCCGAAUUUCAAUCGGCGUAUCAAGGCUCGGAAGAAGAGCGCCAAGACAUUUUGCAAGCGUACCGCGAUCAUCGCGGCUCGCUUGAAGGCAUUUUCUCUGCCGUCCCAUGCUCUAACAUCUUGGAUGAUGAAGAACGCUUUGUCGAAAUUGUUAAUGCGGCUCUACGAGCUAACGAACUACAUGAAACCCGAGCGUGGACCCAAUUGUCAUCAUCAACCAAGGGUCCCAAAAUUCGCAAGACUCUGCGCGACAAGGCACGGUCAGAGGCGAGCGAGGCCGAAGCGUACGCGAAGGAAUUGGGUGUAUGGGAUGAUCUAUUUGGCCAGCGUCGUCGUCAUUCAGGCAUGGUGUCUGAUUCUUCGCAACAAUCUACGUCCGAAAGCGCUCCUGCCCAUGCGGAUGGUACCCAACGCAGCGUCAACGAAAAGAGCAGCAGUCGCGAGACCGACAGAAGUACGAAUGACCCUCCAGCAUCAACAGCAGCUGAUAAUAACAACGAUGAAGACGUUGAUGUGGCGGGCCUACGCGAAGCCAUGCGAGCUAAGGCCGCUAAACGCGCUUCGUCAUUCGAUGAUAUGAUUUCCCGACUAGAGAAUAAUCAUACCCGAUUAGCAUCUCGUUCCAAGAAGCGCCGCCACGCACCGUCCUAA
Messenger RNA from Malassezia globosa CBS 7966, 1188 nucleotides. RefSeq lists its product as uncharacterized. Gene Ontology annotation, molecular function: heat shock protein binding. The transcript has a single exon. Bases 1 to 1188 code for a protein of 395 amino acids. Gene Ontology annotation, cellular component: cytoplasm; nucleus. The record is from RefSeq and is a predicted model, not a curated record. Lineage: Eukaryota; Fungi; Basidiomycota; Malasseziomycetes; Malasseziales; Malasseziaceae.